CACAACAUGUGUUAAAUAUCAUCCAAUCACAUUGCUGCUACGUCACUCCGAACGCCGUUAAGCAAGUUCGCGCUUCUUUUUCCAUCUACGGAUGACUUGGAUGCACCCAUGUCAGGUAUUUUGAUUUAUUUUUUAUUUUAAAUGUAUUUUUAGUGUAUAUUUUACGGUCAAAUGUGCGUUAGUUAGCGCCCUUUCCUGUGUACAGGUAUUUUCGGUAGACAUAAGAGCCCGUGUUGAACAGGACUGCAGCCGCGUGCUUUACAAAUUAUAAAUUCUCCUCAUACAUUGUGCUUCAAAUGGAAGACAUUCCAAAAACACUAGUUGCAGUUCUUCUAGAUGAAAAGGAGAUAUGCAAAAAACUUCAGCGUUUCAAGAGUGUUGCAGAAAUAAUGAAUGCUUGCAAAAGUCUCCUACCCUGUGCCGCAGAGUACCACAGAAUUUUGAAAUUUAAUGUUGAUUUUAAUGAAUUUAUUGACACAGAUCUUAAUGAGAAAGUGGAAAACUUGGACAAGUUUCAAGUUUUUUUUAAGUCGGUAAAGAGAAGUGGAUCACAGGCAUUGGAUGAAACAUUGGAUGUAGAUGUGGCUGGUCCAAGUCAUCAACAAAAUGUUGCACCAAAGAACGUACAUGAAGCUGGUCCUAGUAGUCAACAGAAGCAUCAACGUAAUAGAAUUGAUGUAGACACCCUGCGAGCACUUAUUGAAAGCAAAGGUCCAAGUAUACUGACGGAUUAUGAAGCUUCAGGAAUGCUUUCAGAGACGUCAAGAAAACUCCUUGUUAAGAUAGGAGUCAGUGCGUUGGUGGAACGAAGUGGAUUUUACCCUUGUAAUGAUGAGAAGCGAAUGUUGGCAGAAAGUGUGGUAACACUGUUUCCUUCUCUGAAGAUCAAGAUUGGAGAAGAGAAUGAAGGAUUUGAACAUUUCUAUGACCCAGUCUCCCACAGUGGAUUUAUUGAGAUGAAACUUAGAAAUCUACGAAGGAAUCUUCAUGAUGAUCAGCGUCUCUACCAGCGGAAACGUAUUCGAAUCAGUGAUUCCUCUGUAGUGUCUAUCACUUUGGAAGUCGAGGAUGAGUCUACUCAAGAGUGGACAACUGUGAUCAAAAGGAUGAAACCAUCUCCAGAAAACCUCCAUACCAUCAAAAUGGGCAUGGAGAAAACAUACAGUAAUCGCAGAUCAUGGAUCUCAAACAAGUCCCCGACAGUGAAAGAGAUAUUUGAAGAAUACCCACGAUUUAUAGACAUGCCAUACUUGCUUGACACUGAGUUUGGAAAAAUGUUUCCUGGGAAGGCAGAUCUCUUUCUUCGAAAAUGGGAAGGAAAUAUUGUUCCAAAGUUGCAAAAGAUGGCCACAGAGAAAGAUCCUCUUGUCAUGCCAACUGAUAAUGGAAGUGAAGAGUCAUGUUACAGAGCUCUUCAACUUCUUACUACAUUGCUGCCCCCCACUGCAUCAGGAAGGAGCAAAGGUUGGGCCAAAUGCAGUACAAAGUCAGCCCUUGUGUACCUCUUGGACAUUAAGCUGGCUGGAACCACCAUCUCCAGCCUCCUGGAUAAUUCCCAGAAAAUUGUGGAAAACCAUCAACCCCACAUUGUCUGUUUUGGAGCUCCAAGUUCUACAGCACAAUACAUCAUUGUGGCCGAGAAUGACAAACUCGCCAUUCCACUCGAGGAUAACAGUCUGACGUGUGCCAUUGACAAGCUGUUCAAAGUGUAUUGGGUUUGCAAUGUAGAAUAUCCUGCUCAACUCACAUCUGUCUUUAAUUUCUUUGAAAGUCUAUAUGAACUGCCUUUCUCUGGUGGCAAGAGAUCCAAAGUUGUGGAGCUUAUUGCAAAGCUUCAAGCACUUUCCUAAAUUGAACCACCAUGUACAUAUGUCCAAAGUGUAAAAAACCCAAUUCAAAGGAUAUCCGGAAACUUCUUAGGCAUCUUAGGCAUGUCCAUGCACUUUCUGAUGGACAGGAUUAUACAAUUGUUUGUAGUCAAAACAAUUGUCAACGAACAUACCAUAAUUUCAAUUCUUAUGCUAAACAUCUCAAUAGAGAGCAUGCUCAGGUUGCAAACCCAUCACAUUUAGAACAAGACCCUGACACCAGCAUGAGUGAGGACCCUGACACCAGCAUGAGUGAGGACCCUGACACCAGCAUGAAUGAGGACUUCUCAGCUGCAUCUUGCUCUGAUGCUGUUGAUAUUCUAGAGACUAAUUCUGAUGGCUCCAGUAAUUGUAAGACUCCUGACUACCAAAGCUGUGCAGCAGCAUUUGUUGCAAAAAUGUACUCCUCUUCAAAUUGUACCCUGACUGAUGUGCAAAAAAGCAUCACUUGCACAAAAGAACUACUCUGCGAAACCCUGGACUGCUUGCAAGAGAGGACCACAUCUCUGCUUAAUCGCUAUUCAGUACCCAGUGAUGAAUUGCAGACUUUGAUGGAAGAUUUUGAAAAAGGACAAAAUAUGUUUGAGGAAGUUGAUACCCCCUACAAAAUGACUAAAUAUUUUACAGCAAACCACUCUUUUAUUAAGCCAACAGAAAUCUUUCUUGGAAACAGAGGAGACGCUGCAAGAAUGAAAGGUAAAUUAACUCAAGUGUUAAUAGCAGAUACAUGUCAAUACAUAUCUAUUAUUGAUACUCUGAAGUUUCUUUUAAAAAAUGAAGAAAUGCAGAAGUUUUUUGUGGAUUCAACCAAAAGUGAUGACAAAUUGCGUGACUACUGUGAUGGCUCACAUUUUAAAAAUCACAAAUUGUACAGCAGAUUUCCUCAAGCUUUACAAAUUCAACUUUAUUUUGAUGAUUUUGAAACAACAAAUCCUUUAGGCUCUAAAACCAAAGUUCACAAAAUGGGAGCAGUUUAUUUUUGUUUGAGGAAUUUACCUGCUAGAUUUAACUCAUCUCUUGAAAACAUCCACCUAUGUUUGCUUUUUAAUUCGAUUGACAAAGAAGUUUAUGGUUUUGACAAAAUAUUUGAGCCAUUGUUGGAUGAUAUAAAGUUUCUUGAAACCAGAGGGAUUGAAGUUCAGAUCAAUGGCCAGAGUACACUGUUAUUUGGCACAAUAUGCUUGUUCACCGCUGACAAUCUGGCCUGCCAUUCACUUGGAGGAUAUUUGGAGAGUUUCGCAGCCAACAAAUUCUGUCAUUUCUGUCUGAUUGACAAACAUGAGAUGCAGUGUAUAUUUGAUGACAAUUGUUUGGAGUUGCGCAAUGAAGUAAAUUACAGUCAACAUGUUAUGCUUAAAAAUCCUGGUUUAACAGGGAUAAAAGCAGACUCUUGUCUAAACUCUCUAAAGUACUUUCAUAUUACUGAUAAUGUCUGCGUUGACAUUAUGCAUGACAUUUUAGAGGGUGUGGCUCCACUCGAGAUCAAACUUAUGUUACAACAUUUCAUCUAUGAGGAAAAACUUUUCACUUUAGAACAGUUGAAUGACAGAAUGGUCAGCUUUGACUAUGGUGUGGCAAAUGAGAAAAACAAGCCCAGUGCCAUUCUGAAUUUAAGAACAUCUGAGAACCCCAUGAAGCAAAAUGCCAGUCAAAUGUGGUGUCUCAUCCUUUCUUUGCCUUUCCUGAUUGGAAAUUUUAUAAGUGAAGGUCAUAGUCACUGGAAAUUGUUCCUUCUCCUUAGAGAAAUUUGUAGCAUAAUUUUUGCACCAGUUGUUACCAAGGGAUUAGCUGUAUUUUUAAAGCAGCUAGUUAUUGAUCACCAUAACUUGUUUAAGACACUAUAUCCCAACAAAUCACUAAUUCCAAAGCAUCAUUUUAUGACUCAUUACUGGCGAAUGAUGUUAAAAUUCGGCCCACUGUCUAAAUUUUGGUGCAUGAGAUUUGAGGGAAAACAUUGUCCUCUAAAAAAACAUGCACAAACUGUGUGUAAUUUCAAAAAUAUAAGUAAGACAUUAGCCUACAAGAGUCAGGUUCAGACUAUGUUUCAUUGGAAAUUGGGCAGUCCAUUAACUGAGACAAUUACUGUCCCAAAUGUUUUUUCAGUGAUGGUUGGAUGUUUGGAAGAGAGUGUGCUGUUUGUUGAAAAUAUGAAAGACUUUGGCUAUGAACUUGAUGCAUGUAGCACUAUUCAUGUUUCUCACUCUGUUAAUGUGUUUGGUCAGACUUUUCAAACUGGUUGUGUACUUGCUUUAAACCGUGACUUAAGAGGAGAGCGUCUCUUUGGUGAGGUUUUACACAUAGUUCCACAAUGUGAAAAAGAAUGUGUUUUAGUUUUUUUGAGAGUUUUGUCACAAGUGUAUUUUCACCCACACUUUUAUGCCUAUGCAGUACAAAGAACAAAUGAAUACAAAGUGAUUAAUUUGAGCAAAGCUGCUGAUG
Messenger RNA from Paramisgurnus dabryanus, 4307 nucleotides. RefSeq lists its product as uncharacterized. The record is from RefSeq and is a predicted model, not a curated record. Lineage: Eukaryota; Metazoa; Chordata; Actinopteri; Cypriniformes; Cobitidae.